Molecule: messenger RNA, 1444 nt
Organism: Tachysurus fulvidraco (yellow catfish)
Lineage: Eukaryota; Metazoa; Chordata; Actinopteri; Siluriformes; Bagridae
Gene: alkal1
Product: ALK and LTK ligand 1
Exons: 6
Coding region: 549-944 (131 amino acids)
Biological process (GO): positive regulation of ERK1 and ERK2 cascade; positive regulation of ERK5 cascade
Molecular function (GO): receptor tyrosine kinase binding; receptor signaling protein tyrosine kinase activator activity
Source: RefSeq, a predicted model, not a curated record
CUGAAUCCCAAUGCUCGUGAACGUGACACAACGUGAGCGCGCAUUCAGCCUCCUCGCGGGAUCGCGCUUUAUCGGGAAAAGAAGGUCAUAAAAUAUUUCUGCUGCUGAAGGGAAGAGGGAAAUAAAUUAAAAACAAAAAAAAGUUGUGAGAGAGGAGACGUGAGUGAAUAGUGAUGCUUUGGAGCUGAAAGGAGGGGCGAGUGUCACCAAAGAAGGAGAAAAAGGUACAAAUAAUAUUUAAAAAAAAAGAAGAAGAAGAAAGAAAAAAACCCUGAUGGAGGGUAAAAGAUGCCCGCGCGCGUCUCCUGCCACCCACCAGAAAUCGAUUGCGUUACAUCCAGAAAUCUCUCCACUUUGACGUAUAAAACGGGACGCAUGGUGUGGACGAGUGGAGUGUGUUCUCCAGAGUCGGACAGGAAUAUACACACACACACACACGCACACACACACUCAUACACACACACACACACACUCAUACACACAUACUGUACACACACACACACACACACACACACCAUCGGCCUCCUCCAAUCAGUGCUGAAAAAGCCAUGCAGGCUGAGAAGAGAUGGCACAUAUUGUUGAGUGUAAUUGUUUUGCUCAUCACCUCCAGCCGGUGCAUGGACAGUAGAGAAGCGACACAUGCAGACAGUCAAACUCUGCUGGACCUGCUGCUGCGUGUGAUCAAGGACGGUGAACGGGAAAAGAUCAACACGCGAGAAAAAUCCACCCACAGCAGGCCUAUAGAGAUCGUCCUGAGAGACAUCAGCAUUAAAGACAGGUUUAUAAAACAUUUCACAGGACCAGUCAAGUUCCCGUCCGAGUGCAAGAUGCAUUUUCAUCGGAUUUACCACAACACGCGGGAGUGCAGCAGACCAGCGUUCUAUAAAAGAUGUGCGAGAUUGCUGGUGAGGUUAGCGAUGAGCCCGCUUUGUGCUCAGCCGUAGCAGCAGAGCGACAGAAAAAUCCUGAAGUUACAGAAGAUGGAGCUCUGAGGAAUUUGGGGCAGAUUUAUUUUCCGAGGAAGUGCCUUCCAGUCACACCAGUUAGAGCUAGAAAUCAAAAUGUAUUACUGAAAUACUGCCACACUUUAUUUUGCUCGAUCGAUUCAAAAUAUAGUUUGCUUUGAAUUGUAUGUAUUGUUUAACAUCACAGCCAUUUAUUUAUUUAAAUGAUGUGUAAAUAUUCAGUCCUGAUAAUCAGAUAAUAUAUUUAAUGAAAUAUAUUGUUUUGUGUCCCACUGAGUUUUAUAGAUAUUUCUCAUCCUCAUGAUUGAUUUGUGUUUUGUGUUUAUGAACGUUGCCUCUUUUUUGUCCAAGUUGCUUACGAUGCUGUGCUUGUGGUGAUGUUUAUUGUGGCACUUAUAGAAAUCAGUUCAAACAUUUUAAACAAAGAAAAGUCGAUAAUGGAAAGAAUUGCACUGAUGUUUUGAAAAAAUAAAAAAGAU